GGUCAUAGUGGAACGUAGUCAUGCGUUUACACGGCAAGUGAACUAACUCGUUCUGAAAUUAGUCAUUUAGCGAGCCAACCACGCGGACCACAGACAUGAGGUCUCUUAUUUUAUUCGCCGUCGUCUUCCUGAUGACGGUGUUCGUGUAUUCAUCACCAAUAAACCCUAAACGCCUGUUAAUCAACAGACCGAAGGAACAUGACAUUUUCAAACGAUCAGCGCAAGUAAAAGGAGCGAAACCGGGAACUAAAGGGUACAACCCCCCACCCCCUGUAGACUUACGGAAAGGUGAAUUCAUGUGUGGGAACAGCGUCUGUAAACUCAAGCCGGGAGAAAUACCUAAAGGUUGCAAUGGGAUCUGUCAGUACCCGUUAGAUCCAAUGCCAUAAGUAUUAACAUAUGUACCUAUGUAUAUUUAUAAAAAAUAAAUAUAUCUUGCCAUUACAAAUAAAGCUUAGAAAAACGAAGUUGUCGUUAAAACGGAUUUUUGUCUUUAGAGUGUAUUUCAGACGUUUCUUGUGUACAUAGAGUUGCAACAUUAAAAAAAGUAUUUACGAAUAUAUUAAAAUAACGUUGUUAUAAUCUAUGUAUGUACCUGACUAAAAUGAACUUAAAAAAGUAAUAAGAAUAAGGAAAUUAUAAAGAACUCCUUAAAAAUUCUGUCAGCAGGGCUCCUCAGUCAGUCAUAAUGUUGGCUUGUGACUUUUUUUUCUAAUUUUAUACAUUUAUUAAUAAAAUAAAUAAAACGAA
Vanessa atalanta (red admiral) is the source of this 750-nucleotide messenger RNA. RefSeq lists its product as uncharacterized. Bases 96 to 389 code for a protein of 97 amino acids. The transcript is spliced from 3 exons. Lineage: Eukaryota; Metazoa; Arthropoda; Insecta; Lepidoptera; Nymphalidae. The record is from RefSeq and is a predicted model, not a curated record.